CUCUGUGCUUACAGUAUCUUCCCUUUCGACCCUGUGACAUGUUAUUUUCUUUUCAAGCAGGGCUUUGAAAUUGAGUGCAGUCAGACCCUUUACGCUGAUACACUUCACAGGAGGUGGUAUUUUGUUAGAUUGCAGCUUUCUCCACUUCUUAUACGUCUGUUUUGACAGCUUGUGGAGUUGACAUCAGAUAAGGAACUUACUUCAGCGAAAGUCACCCAGUUCUGUUGAAUCGCUCUCAAGAGUUUUAAAGAUUUCGCUGACAGGUGUUGAAAAUCUCACCCUGAGGAAAAGCGAUGGAGGCUGCCGUCUUUGAGUGUCACAAAGAGGAAGAGACUGUGGACAUCAAGUCUUUUCAGGAAGGGAAGCAGAAGCUCAUUCAGCCAACGUCUUUAAAAGAUCCCACACUUGCAAAGCUAAAAGAGGCACUGGUAAAUUGGAUCAAUAGCACUUUGAAACCAGAGCACAUAGUGGUUAGGAGUCUGGAGGAGGAUCUGUACGACGGUCUGGUGCUUCAUCACAUGCUGUCCAGGUUGGCCGGUGUGCAUGUGUCUGUGGAGGAGAUGGCACUGACUAUCCCUGCCCAAAUACGCAAGCUGGGAAUGAUCCUGGAGGAGUUGGACCAGAGACUGGGCCUGCAGGACGACAGCCGGAUCAAGUGGAACGUCAAACUCAUCCACAACAAAGACCUUUUGGCCACUAUUCAUCUGCUGGUUGCCAUGGUGAGAACUUUCCAGCCUGAUCUAGAUUUGCCUCCCAAUGUGAACGUUGAAGUUAUUGUUAUGGAGGUGAGCAAAACUGGAAUCAAAUCCGAUGUACAGACAGAGGCCCUGACAGACGAGAGGGAAGCAGGCUCAGACUUCCUCAGCAAGAAUGAAAGGGAAGAUCCCAUCGAGAAGCUGCUGAAGCUUGAGGCUCACAAGGUCAACACGGUGAAGAAGGCUAUUUUAUACUUUGUCAACCAGAACAUGAAAACCUUGGGUCUGCAGGUGGCCGAAAUGGACAAACAGUUUGCUGACGGCGUGAUUCUGCUGCUGCUGAUCGGACAGCUGGAAGGCUUCUGUCCGCUCUGUGACUUCAACCUGACACCUGUCAGUCAGCCUGAGAUGGUUCACAAUGUGACCUUGGCUUUGGACCUCCUUAAUGAUUUAGGCCUGAAAGUGUCCAGUAUUGAUCCACAAGAUAUCGUGUCUCAGGACGUCACUGCAACCUUGAAGGUCCUGUACGCUCUGUUCAAGAAGCACAAAGGGAAAUGAGAGACGAAGAGGAGCUCAACAACCUGGAAAACAAACAGAGUGGAAGUGUUUGGCCAGCUGGUGGUUUCUUCUGUAAAUACUGUAUAUUAUUUAAAUGUUUUUUUAAGACAUAUUGCGGAUGCUUUCAUGCUGCUUUAAAAUAAGAAAGGAUGGGGGUAUGAUAUCAUUUAAUAUAUGGGUAAACACUUUAAAGCUGUCUCUACUAGAAGACAGUCAUAGUGUUGCGCUCUAUGAAAGAUGACAUCCAUUGUUGUGUAAAGGGUGAAAUAGGAGCUAGAAAGGGAAGUUGAAGCCCUGCUUACAGUAUUUUCUCACCUUCACACAGCUGACCAAUCUCUGUGUGAAGUGGGUGUGAAUAAUCAAUCAUUGGUUUUGAAAAAGAGUCAGAAAUUGUUGGACACAGCUUUCCUAAUCUAAUGUCUCUAAGAUGUGGGGGGAGGUCGUUUCUGAAGCCAUUUAACCAUCUGUAAAGUACAGUUGUGAAGGACUAUAUUGGUUCCUGGAAAUGAUUCCAGAUCCUUCUUUAUUAACACUUUAAUUUGGUUCUAUCAUACUGUACAUGGUGUGGAUGUAAGUGAAGCCCAGUGUCCUUUAUUCAACCAUAUAUUGCUCUCUUUACACCACUUUAUUUCCAUUUCAGUUUGACACCGCUGCAACAUGGCCCUUUUAAUUCUCGCUUUAGGAAACCAUCGUCCUUGAGUGCCUCCUCUCAAAUAAACAAUGUGAAUGUA
Eleginops maclovinus (Patagonian blennie) is the source of this 1984-nucleotide messenger RNA. It is a transcript of the gene parvg, whose product is annotated as parvin, gamma. Gene Ontology annotation, cellular component: actin cytoskeleton; cytoplasm; focal adhesion. Lineage: Eukaryota; Metazoa; Chordata; Actinopteri; Perciformes; Eleginopidae. The record is from RefSeq and is a predicted model, not a curated record. Gene Ontology annotation, molecular function: actin binding. Gene Ontology annotation, biological process: substrate adhesion-dependent cell spreading; actin cytoskeleton organization; cell projection assembly.